AUGGAGAAACCGAAAUCAGAACUUUCUGACGAGGCGUGUAUCGUUGAGUGCCAAAUAUGUUCGAAAUGGGCAACCCGACCAAGAUGUUUACCGUGCGUACAUUCAUUUUGUGAAACAUGUUUACAAUCGUACAUUCAAAAGAAGGCUGAGGAGAAAACGCAUCUCGGUUCCACAGAUGAAGAAAAGUUGUUAACCUAUUAUCGAUGCCCUGUUUGCAACCACAAGGUUAAUGUUGCGGAUUCUGAAAUUCCUUCAAGUGCCUGGCCUAAGUUACUUCCGUUGAACCGUCUGCUGAUCACAGUUGCUGAGAAACUGUCACUUGAACGCGCCAAAUUUUGUGAUCCCUGUAAGAGAGGAGAUGAAGAAAAGGAAGCCGUUUCUUGGUGCCGUGAGUGUGGUGAGGCAUUAUGUGAUCAGUGUACAACUUAUCAUAAACGGGUCAAAAUGUUAAUGGACCAUGCGGUUUUUUCCCUAGAAGAGAUCCGCACACAACCCAGAAAAAUUGCCGAAACUGAGGAAGUCUGUUAUUUGCACCCUAGAAAAAACGUAGAAGCCAUAUGUCACAAUCAUGACAAGCUCUGCUGCAUGGACUGCGUUGCAUAUGAUCACAGUGAGUGCAAGAAAGUCAUGCCAAUAACAGAUGCGGCGAAAGAAAUCAAGGGAAGCAAAGCAAUUACCAACUUAAUUAUCAAACUGAAGCAAAUCGACAAUCAAGCCGUUUCCGUAAUAGAAAGUCGAUCCGCUAACGUGGAAGAACUACAAAAGCAACAAGAGACAAUUAUAUAUGAAAUUCAAAAACUAAGAGCAGAAAUUGCAAAGCACUUAGAGGAAUUGGAAGAACAAUUUAGGCAGGAUUUUUCAAUCAUGCACAAGGCCCUACUGGAAAAGUUAGACAUUCAAAGUAGAGAAUUUGGAUACAUCCAUAAGGCCAUAAACAAUGGUCAAAAGGUACUAAACGUUUCCCUUUCCCAUGGAUCAAGUGAACAUGUAUAUAUCACUGCUCACAAACUGAAGAAGAUUGGUGAGGAGCAUGAAAAGUUCAUCAAGACAGAAAGCAAACACAUUUACCACCAUGACUAUAGACUAAAGCUCAGCGAAGUUGUAGAGGACUUAACUACAAAAAUUCAUUCCAUUGCCAAAAUAAACAUUGAUAGAAUGCCUACAAACACAGUCCCAACAUUUAUGAAGGAUAUGGUUGCAACACAUCUUGGGGAUUUAAAUGGAAAAUCUCCAUCUGACACAUUUCAUCCAUGGUUUACGGAUGGAAUCUUCCUUCCAAACGGCAGUCUGGUACUUGCAGACUUUAAGAACAAGAAAAUAAAGUGCUUUGACAAUCAAGAUGUACUGGUGUCUGAACUUGCAUUGGACUACCAACCAUGGGGUGUGGCUCUUUUUGAACCCAAUGUCUUGGUGAUCACUAUGCCUGAUCGACCUGAAUUGAGAUUUAUAACAAUUACAGAUGACAACAAAAUGGAACUUCGGGAAAACGCACUGGAGACCAUAGCUGGAUGCCAUAGCAUUCAGGUGGAAGACGACAAACUCACAAUAGCGUGCUCGACGGAGGUUCGGGUUGCAUCCAAAGAGGGUAAAGUGGAAAAAAUCAUUCAAAUCAAAGAUAGGGGCACACGUUAUGCACAUAGAACUUCGGAUGGUACAUUUUCCUACACAAAUAAAAGUGCUCUAGUGUGUAUUAAGGAUAAUGCUGAAGUCAUGCAUUACUCGGACAAGGAACUCCGUUCUCCACGUGGCUUUGCUGUGGAUAGAGAGGGAAAUUUCUACAUAUGUGGCAUGGAUUCUAACAAUAUUCAUCAAGUGCGUCCUAGCGGUAGCCUAGUAAAGCUACUACUUCACUCAAAAAGUGGCAUCAGAAAUCCAUACGCUAUCGAUUUUGAAGUCUCAACGAACCGAUUUUUUGUCACCCAGAUGGACUGUGAAAUUGUUAAAAUGUAUCGACUGAUUACAAACUGGUGAUUGUCACUAUAGACUGCUGUUAUAAUGUAAAGUUGAUAAGUUAUACAUGCACUUACUCAGUUACUUACUUGCUUGCCUGUUUACUUACUUAUGCCCACAGCCCCUUCUGGGCCAUAAGCCACCGACAAGAUUUCUCCAUGCUGUCAUCUCUAUCCUGGCCUUUCCUCUCAAGCUCCUUCCAAGUGAGCCCUAUU
This is a messenger RNA of Saccostrea echinata, 2165 nucleotides long. RefSeq lists its product as uncharacterized. Gene Ontology annotation, molecular function: zinc ion binding. The transcript has a single exon. NCBI's taxonomy places the organism in Eukaryota, Metazoa, Mollusca, Bivalvia, Ostreida, Ostreidae. The coding region runs from base 1 to 1971 and encodes 656 amino acids. The record is from RefSeq and is a predicted model, not a curated record.